This is a messenger RNA of Exophiala dermatitidis NIH/UT8656, 5263 nucleotides long. RefSeq lists its product as uncharacterized. Lineage: Eukaryota; Fungi; Ascomycota; Eurotiomycetes; Chaetothyriales; Herpotrichiellaceae. The record is from RefSeq and is a predicted model, not a curated record. The transcript has 4 exons. Bases 529 to 1590 code for a protein of 353 amino acids. Gene Ontology annotation, molecular function: oxidoreductase activity, acting on the CH-CH group of donors, NAD or NADP as acceptor.
CGCUAAUGUUGGCUUUAUCGAUAAGCCGAUAAGGUAAGCCACCCCCCUGUGCUGAAGCUGGGUGUGUCUACCAUCUUUGAUGUGAUGAAGCCGGCCACGAACUCGAAGCCAGCGUGGAGACACUUCCAAAGUUCGGCCCUUGAUUGAUGUCUGCUCCACGGCAAAAAAGCAUGAGCGUUCAUAACUAUAUUGUACUCCCACGGUGCAAGUCAUGGACAUAUCAGUGAUCAAAAAACCCCAUUGCUUAUAUCAUCAGCAACUCAGAGCCGAGGUUCAACAGGUCUGAUGAGAAACGCAGUGCACAGCACAGCAGUGGCAUCAUGGAGAUCCGGCAUCGUCCCGCAUAAGGUAUAUAAACCUUGACUUUGGGACAUAUCAGUAAGCAUCAAGCAUCCAUUUCAUAACCCGUGCGGGAUCCAAGGGUACAAGUAUAUGAACGCUAUCCCAGUCUCCUUUAUCAACCACGCCUCAUCCUUUCACCAGCUAGAGCACAGUCAUUUCUCCAAACUCCCUCCUCAAUAAGCAAAAAUGGUCCAAAACAAAGCCUUCAUGUACAAAUCCAUCCCCGACGGCUGGCCCGUUCCCGACAAAGACCUAACCGUCGAAGACAUCGGGUUCGACGAAACCGCACCCCCUCCAAAAGGAGGCUUCGCCACAAAAAAUCUCUACGCAACCUACGACCCAAGCCAGCGCGGGCGGAUGCGCGACCCCUCAAUCAAAUCCUACAGUCCAGCCAUGACGAUUGGCAAACCCGUCGUCAGCGUCCACGUGCUCGCCAAGGUCCUCAAAAGCGACAAUCCCAAGAUCAAGGAAGGGGAUCUGGUCCUGCUCCGAAGCCACUCGACCGAAGAGUACUCUGCAGUACCAGAGUCUGCCGUCUCAUCCACCCAGAUCAUCUCACCGCAACCGGGCGUGCCAUUGACAGCAUACUUGGGCCUGCUGGGCAUGACGGGCAUGACGGCCUAUGGAUCCUUACAUGAGAUCGGCCAGCCGAAACCCGGUGAUGUGAUUCUUGUUUCUGCCGCCGCUGGGGCCGUGGGACAGGCCGUGGGACAGAUUGCGAAGCAGGAAGGGUUACAUGUCAUUGGCUCAGUAGGCGACGACCGCAAACUCGACUUCAUCACCACCGAGCUCGGCUUCGACGCCGGGUUCAACUACAAAAAAGAAGAAAACCUAUCCGAAACCCUGAAGAGACUGGCACCCAACGGCAUCGACAUUUACUACGACAACGUCGGCGGUCCGUUACUCGAUGCCGCUCUGGCCCAUCUCAAUGAUUUCGGCCGCAUCGUGGCCUGCGGUACUAUUUCGACGUACAACGACUCGAGCAGUUCGGAACGCUAUGGCGUCAAGAACUAUAGUCAUGUCGUGCGCAAGAGGCUCAGAUGGCAGGGGUUUAUCGUCUACGAUCCAAACGUCAUUCGGUGGCAGGGUGAACGGGACGAAAAGGUCGCGAGGUGGAUUGCAGAGGGGAAAAUCAAGUCUGUUGACCAUAUUACGCAGGGAAUGGAUAAUGCCGUCAAGGGGUUUCUGGGCAUGUUGAAGGGUGAGAAUCUGGGGAAGAGUAUUUUGAAAAUAGCGAGCGACGAAUAGUAGCCCCCCUCGGCCUGGCUUGCAGCCAGUAGGUAGUUUCGCCUGGGCUUACAAUGGUGGAGGCUCUCUUUCGCGCCUGCACAAAAUGGAGGCAGUUGGGAAAGGGAGACGAGAUCAUCUGAUCACGAGCUACAUAGCGACACUCCUGGCCGUACUUACUGCACCCCACUGCAGUCCAAUUCUUACUACGUGGAAUAAAAAGUCACAGUCUACUUCAAAUCGGAACAGAGAGAUGGGUUUUUUGUCUUUUUUUUGGGAUCGAUCCCUUUUCAUGAUUCAUCUAUGGAAUCUACUCGUACAUAAUCUAGCUCGCUGCCUAACCAACCCAUCCCGGUCUCGCCCGUCAGCGAAACGCAGGUCGGCGCUUUGAAUCUUGACCAGAUCCAUGAAUCCGGAGUCCCACUGGGGGUCAAAAGCCCUAAAGAAGGGACAUACCAGUACCUCAAAACCUCCGGUCCCAGACGAGGCGCUCGGAAGGUGGCGGCAUAUUUUUUUGGUUUUGUGUUAAUUAGCAAAUUUUUUUUGGUGUUUUUGUUUUUCUGAAGCUGAAGCUCGAAGUAAAGACUUGUUGGGGUGGUGAUCAUCCAACUCGUACAAUAGGGAGUGUUAAGUGAAGGUGGGAGGCCUGGUCUCCAACUCAUACAAAAGUUGCUGGUGUCUUGGCGGCAGAGAGCGCAGCCAGCACACAGCACUGUGAAAUCAAUGCUUUUCGUGGUCAGGGGUGUUAAGCCUGCGAGUUUGCCAAGGUUGAGGUACCGGUGGAAAGAUGCCUACCAACAAGCCUGUGGGAGGAAACGUGCGAUUGCCAGAAAGACCAAAUGCCCUUCCGUUGCCAGGUUGUUGUCAGUAGUGUCGCAAUGGUGUCCAAGUCGACAGCCAGAAGGAUGUCGAGCGGACAACAGCUCCGAGAUAAAAGGUGCGUCAGUAUGGGAAACGCCCUGCCUGGCCAUGCAUGCCACGAAGACAGGUUCGACAAAGCUCUAUUCCGCACUCGUUGCAGCCGCGCAGAGGAGCGUUUUGCAGACAACCGUGGCAAGUAAGGUCAUCACCGCCAACAGGCGCAGUGUGUCUAUGUCGACAGCCGCUGGCAGGUUGUCCGGGCCUACCAACUGCUGCGCGAAAGUCUGGCCAGAGGUGUGCAUUUACAUCGCCGUGGGUUUCAGCCGGAUUGGUGUUCGCAUUUUCGAGCUCGACGACAACCAUGUCUGCAUUUCCGACCUCGCGUUCAACAACAAUGCCUGCAUUUUCGACCUCGGGUUCAACAACCAUGUCUGUAUCGUCGACCUCGGUUCCAUCCGCCAUGUUUGUCUCUGCCGCGUCGGCCUCUUCAUCUUCACGAUCUUCGUCGGCUGCCCAAGAGUUUGGUACGCAUUUGCAGCGGUCAUGCUCGUCAAAGAGAUUGCCACAAAUGUAGCAAAACUCGACACCGCAGACACAAUCCAUGUGGCCACAGCCUUCAAUUCGUUCCACCAACUGCCAGCAUGUUGGGCAUUGUUUCCACUUCUUCUUGUCCGAAAGAGCCUGCAACGCCUUGGUUGCUGCGUCGACGGGAGGGCAUUGACGUUCUGUGGAGGUCCAUCGCUGAUGUAGCCUCAAUUCCUCUCGGCAUCGAAUACAGGUCGCCGUCGCACAUUGUGGGCACAAUGCGAGAUCGUACUCGGGAAGACGAUCAGUUUUUGGGAUGUGGACGGAACAGGUGGGCACGGCACAAUACACGGGGCGAGCAUCGCUGAACUCGGCUUCGACCGCUUUGUAGCGUGCGUUGAUGUCGUCAGGCAAGAAAGUGCCCCAGACCGAGAUGCGUAAAGGUUGUCCACAGCAUUUGGGUGGAAAAGACUCCCUGCUUGUGCAGCCGGCGCGAAAUGCAGCUUCGAGACACGGGGUGCAGUAAUGGCAGCCACAAGAAAUGUUGAGCAGAUCUUCGAGGUUGUGGAGUACCAGACAUGCCGAACAUGCGACAAAGCGGAUCUGAGGCUCAGGCCGGGUCAUUCUGCGGCGAUGACGACCACGGCGUACCCGUGCCGGUGCUUCACGAGUGAUGUCAAAUAGACCUGGGCCCUCGCCAUUCUCACCGACGAGAUUGGGAUGGUAAAUGGACUCAACAACAGGCGAGGACGAACGAUCGCGCUGACCGUCUUGGGAGGAUGCCAUGGUGGUGGAGUCGUUGGUAAGUAGCGAUCCAGAGAGCCGAUCUGAAUGGUUGGAGUUGACCACAGAACCACCGAGUACUUGCAGCGAGCCCUCUUCAAUAAGCUCCAAGCUAUCACGAGUAUGCAACAAGCGAGCCGGGGCAACAGAUGGUUGCUGAGCCGGCAGGAAUGGUUGGAAUGGUUGGCCAACGUUGGUUGGAGUGUGCAAGAUAUGAGGGUUAGGACCUUCCGGAGUUGCUCGUGGCAGUCUGUUCUGGCCUGCGUGAAGGUCACCUGGGAAAACAAAUGGGAAGGGUGGCAGCACUGCGGCUUGCUCUGGAGUGACAGAUUCAGUGAUGAGAGUUCCGGCUGGGUAUGUGCCGAUCUCAAAAGGGUGACGAACUUGCUGAUGCUGGUUUGUGAGAGUCAGAGCCGGCUGAGCGUGGUCGUUGGCUUGCGCCUCCAGCCGAUCUUCGACGGUAGUACUACCAGAAGAGGUGCUUGGAGUCAUGGUUUGCAAAGGAGGCCAGCCAAAAUCCGAGACCUGCCACUCGGGGAGAUGCUGGUGAGCCGCGAGGUCUUGUUGAGUGAGGUUGUGGUUGACUUGAUUGCCGGCUUGACCGUCAGCCAGUUUGGCAUCACCGUCCGGGUCAACUCGAGGGAGAUUCUGUGGCUGAGCCAUGUUCUGCGUGUAUCAAAGCAGGUUGCUCGAAGAAAGAUCUGGAUUUCGCUUGAGAUCGGGUGGCGGAGUCGAAUAGAAUGAUGGUGGUGGAGAAGAAAUCAGGCUGAUAUUGAGACGGGGUUGGACAGGCCGAAGGACUGGAAACCGUACGAUCGGACAGACAAAUGAAGAUACAGCGCGGGAUGCUGCGUCUGACCCAAGCGCGGGUCGAGUUGUUUGGACAAGUGAGGGUGUAUCGGUCUGGAUUCAACAGACAAUCAACUUGCCAGCGAUAGAGCGCCGGCGCUGACGUACAGGAGCGCGACAAAAGUGAUAAACAGGAAGGACAAAAGCACAUACACCAGGGAUGAGACGAAAGGAGUGGGAUGAACAGUGAUGAGAGAGUUGAAGAGAGUUGAAGAGAGUGGUAGAGAGGUGAGAGAGCAACAAGAAGUGAAGUCGCGGGAAGAAGAGUCGAGUCGACUUAGACAGAAAUCCGCAUGCACCAUCACCAUGACGGGUUGUCGCCAACACAGACAGACUGCGCUCCUCACGGGAACAGACUGCGAUGCUCUCCAUUACCUCGCGUUCUCCUUUUCUUCUUCUGCUUCUUUCAUAAUGCACCUCUCUGACUUCAUAAUCUCCCUUGUUGUUUCUCACCUGUUGAGCGGUUCGUUCUGAGGCCAUGAUUCACAUUGCUCACCGCCGUCGGACAAUGCCCAUGUCUUCACCUACGAAUUGCACUCAUAGACCACGAACAACACCGUCACCCCGGAUUUACAACACCCCCUACGUCAAGUACUGUCAUUCUGGGCAGAAUCUGGGGAAAGUAGAGAAGGGUUGCUGGAUUGCUUACUGGAAAGAGCCACCAUGGUUCAGGAAG